AUGGGGAGCCAGGCCGCCCUCCGCAUGCUGGCUGGCUCCUUGCGCAGGGAGCCGCCGGAGCGCACGUGCAAGGUGCUGCUCGAGACCGCGCACUUCGAGGUGCGGGCGGGCACCGGUGAGGCCGUGCGGGACUUCCUGCGCUGCCUGACCCUGCGCCUGCCGCACCAGGGGCCGGUCUACUGCGACGCCUGCCGCGUCGAGAGCAUCCUGGGGACUGCCCGGAGUUCGCUGGCCAUCGCAGAGCGUGGCGUGCAGGCGUGCCUGAAGUACGGGCCGCUCUGGUUUGUGUUGCUGCACUACGCUGAAAAGGCGUACGGUGCCUGCGCAGUGAGGGACUACGCGUCGCUGGCGCUGCAGAACAUGUCGCACGAGCUCCACUGGAAGGUCCACUUUGAGACGGCUGCUGCGUUCGGCCGCGAGGGGCUCUACGCGGAGAGCCGCCAGAGCGUUGGCCAGGCGGCCCUGCACUGCCCGAAGCACCUGCGCUGGAAGGUGUGGCUGCUCGCGGCGAGGUCGGAGCUCUGGGCGGGCUCCACGGGCACCUGCAGGAAGCUGCUGGACCAGGCUCGUUCCGACGCGCCGCCCAGGAUGCAGGUGUCCGUGUGCAUCGAGGAGGCCCGCGCCCAGGAGUUCCUCGGCGAGCCAGAGAGUGCUCGCGCCGCACUGGCGGAGGCGCACGUGUGCGAGGGCCACGACUGGAAGAUAUUCCUGGAGCACAUCUUCAUGGAGGCCCGCCAGGGCUGCCUGCCCAAGGCGAAGGAGGUGGCGCUCUCCGGCCUGAGCCUUCACCCGGCCACCGGGCGGCUCUGGUCUGCCCUGAUCAUGCUGGAGCACAGCAUGGCCGGCGCGGAGGGGGCCACGACGGCGCUGGCCACCUUCCACAAGGCAGUGAAGGAGGUGCCCAAGAGCGGCGAGGUAUGGUGCGAGGGCGCCCGCGUCUUCCUGAACCCGCUGGCACCUCACUUCAACCUUGCCCUGGCACGGAAAUGCCUGGAGUUUGCCGUCUACCUCACGCCGCAGUACGGCGACUCCUUCCUCGAGUGGCUGCGCCUCCGCAUCCUGCUGGAGCUGCAGGCGCGGAUGCGGACCGACCCCCUCGCCGUGGGCGUGCUCGGCCGCGGGGCGCGCCCGAGGCACGAGGUCUCCUGCCUGGAGCGCAGCCGCCGGAGGACGAUUGCCGCCCUGGUCUCUCGGCGAGCGAGCCAGGCCGUCGCCGACGAGCUCCGUCUGGGGCGCCUCGACUUCAGCGCGACCUCCGCGGCAGACCUCUGCCACGACGGCAGCGCAGGCGAGGGCGGCGGUGCUCCGAGCCUGCGCCUGGCCGAGCUCGAGGUGCAGUGCGCGUACGCGGACCCGAACUACGGCUUCCUGUGGUUCUGGUGCCGCCAGGGCUCGCUGAGCGCGCCCGCCGACGUGCUGUCCUGCAUGCGCGAG
Messenger RNA from Prorocentrum cordatum, 1434 nucleotides. NCBI's taxonomy places the organism in Eukaryota, Dinophyceae, Prorocentrales, Prorocentraceae. The record is from the annotation of a GenBank genome assembly.